GUCGCGAGUGUCGCGUUGGUCCUCUCUCAUCUAUUAAAAACAACCACCAAAACCCCAAUAACCCGAUAGUCACGCGCAAGACUCUAAUCUUACCCCAACAAAAACAAUCCGAUCAACAAUAAAAGUGCAACAGUGAAUCCGCCAUUCGUGAAAUUACCGGUUGUCUAUUUGGUUUAUUUUAAACUGAAAUUGCUGUAUUAUUUGUCAACGAGGUCGUUAUCGUCUGGGGAAAGAAGACGAAAAAUUUGCGGGAUAAAUCGCGUGUGGAAACGAUGAGACCAGUGAAUCGUCAGAUCGCGUUGGGGCGAUAGCCCGUACAAUUUUCACAGCUCUUGGACGAAUGAUCGAGUGACAAGGGAUCUCAGAGAUUAACCAGCGCCCAGGGGGUGGUAUCAGAGGACAAUAAAAAAAGACUCGAAAAGUGAAUUAAAAUGACAAGUGAGGCAUCGAAUAAUUAUCCGGCCGACAGAAACAAAUUGUCUCCGGGAAAAUUGUGAUUUCGAUUAUAAUUGGUAUAUCAAUUUUUUUUUUGUUCGGGGGUUAGUGCAGUGAUUUCGUGUCGGUAGAGUGCGGUAUAAAUUGGGGGUUUAUUGUUAAAUAAAUAAGAGGGAUAAGUGCCGGAGGGCAAGGUGGAGGCGUCAGCUAGGCGGUGGACAUGAUUAUUUCAAAGGAUUUGUUCCUCCUCGGCGACCAAGAUUAUCUUCGCCUGCCAAGCAACGAGAAGCGCCAGCAGCGGGCAAUGGGACGUCCGAUCAUCAAUGCCCCCAGAGUGGAAAGCUCAGCACUGCAGUUAGUUUGCCCGUUGGAUUCUCGUCCAGUGCAGCUGGUCUUCCGGGGAUUGCAGGUGUUCAAGGAGAAACGAGCCCUCCUUCGCGAUGUUUCCGGGGUGGUAAAACCCGGCGAGCUGUUAGCCGUUAUGGGACCCUCAGGAUGCGGAAAAACGACACUAUUGAACUGCCUAUCCGGCCGAGUUGGCACGGACGGCGGAGAAAUCUGGCUGAAUCGCGAAAGACUGACAAAAAGAUCCCGUCGAAGGAUCUGUUAUGUACAACAGCAGGACGUCUUUUUUCCCGAUCUCACACUGCGUCAGACCCUCGAGUAUCAGGCACGUCUGAGGCUUCCGGAUACACUUUCGCACGCCCAAAAGAUGCAGUGCGUGGAUCAUAUCAUCGAGGUUCUCGACCUCAACGGCUGUCAGGAUACAAUAAUUGGAGACUACUCAAAACGUGGACUCUCUGGAGGUGAGAAGAAGCGAACCAGUAUAGCCUGCGAAUUACUCACGAAUCCAUCUCUAAUGCUCCUCGAUGAGCCAACGAGUGGCUUGGAUUCGCACUCAGCCCAAGCCCUCAUAUCUCGGCUAAAAAAAUAUGCCGAGCAGGAGGGAAAGAGUAUUGUUGUUACCGUACAUCAACCAAGCUCCCGAAUGUUCCACAGUUUCAGUAAAUUACUGCUGCUGAGUCGUGGACAAGUUGCGUAUUACGGAUCUACCGCUAAUAUCGGAAGAUUUUUUUCUACCAUUGGACUGACGUUAUUACCACACUACAAUCCCGCUGACUUCAUCCUGGAGCAAAUAAAGGGACCGGAAGAGGUUCGAGAGCGGAUUGUAGCUGCAGCACGAGCUGCAAGACAGGGACCGGACUGUCCACCGGAACUACGUCCCGAGUAUAAUCCCAGCCAACAUCCGCUCUGUGACCAUCUCAUCCAUUAUCACGAGCAUCACAUUACCCACAAUGUGAAAGAGGAUGAAGGUCGUACACUCUGGCUGGACACACAGAGUCACGCAAGCAGUAGCGCAAGCUCGACCGACGACGACUAUUCCUGGCAGUGGCCCACGAGCUUUUGGUCCCAGUUCAAAGUAUUAUCUGAGAGAAACUUUCAAGAGGCAAAAUCCCGAAUGCUGUCUCGAUUAAACUGGCUCCAAACAAUUGGCCUGGGAAUUCUCGCGGGUCUCCUGUGGUUGAGAUUACCCAGGACUGAAGCAGCACUCCAUGAUAUUCAGGGUUGGAUGUUCUUCAGUACGACUUACUGGAUGUUAUUCGCACAUUUCGGUACUCUGUCCAGCUUCCCUCCGGAGCGAGAAGUCAUCAACAAGGAGAGGCUGUCAGGGUCUUACAGACUCUCUGCCUAUUAUUUAGCCAAAAUGGUGGGUGAACUGCCACUCACGAUAACUUUACCAGCAGUUUAUCACAUCAUCAGUUACCCAAUGCUUGGAUUCCACAAUCCAGCUGUAUUUAUCGCACUUCUCGCAUUUCUUCUACUCAAUACUGUAGUCGCACAAAGUGCUGGAUUUUUCGUUGGUGCGUGCUGUCUGGAUCUGCAGGUCAGCAUAACAGCCUCUGCACUUUACACUCUAGCAACACAAUUACUUGGUGGAUAUUUGGCAACUGCUGUACCUCCGUGGUUGGCAUGGGCGAGAUACGCCAGUAUGGUACACUACGCUUACCAAAAUAUGCAGAUACUCGAAUUUGGUGUCGGUGAUCCAAUAGCGUGCUCACAACCGAGUAAAUUUCCGGAGUGCAGAAAUGGAACAACGAUACCAGUAUCAGCUAUUUUGGAGAGUCAAGGUGGAAAAGGCUCGGGUCUACCUCUCUGGGCGAAUACAGCUGUCCUCCUGGCCUUCCUCAUAGUGUUCAGGACCCUCGGGUAUCUCGUCCUCCGGUACUACCGAGUCCCCAAGUGAACAAUUAACAAAGUUAUAUUUAAAAUCGACCACAUAGUAUGAUGAAAAAAAAUCUUUUACGUUGUUUUUUUUUUCUACCAAUUUUCACGAAUCUAUCAAUUAAUUAAAUAUUAAUUCAUAAUUACGUACAUUUAAUUACGUAACGUUGGAUACUAUUGAGUGGAUGCAUUCGUUUUUAUCAUAAUUAUCAGUAAUUCUUCGUUCAAUAAAAAUUUUACAAGUAUUUCCAUUAUUUCAA
Messenger RNA from Fopius arisanus, 2918 nucleotides. RefSeq names its product Early gene at 23 (gene E23). Bases 656 to 2680 code for a protein of 674 amino acids. Gene Ontology annotation, biological process: transmembrane transport. The transcript has 13 exons. Gene Ontology annotation, molecular function: ATP binding; ATP hydrolysis activity; ABC-type transporter activity. Gene Ontology annotation, cellular component: membrane. The record is from RefSeq and is a predicted model, not a curated record. NCBI's taxonomy places the organism in Eukaryota, Metazoa, Arthropoda, Insecta, Hymenoptera, Braconidae.